UCAGCCAAACAGAGGAGAGCGCUGUAGGACUGAGGCGGGGCCGGUGCUGGAAGAAGAAUACAUUGUAAAUCUCUGAUCUCUACCGGUGCCGUGAUGACCGCUCACUCCUCCACCAUCCCCUUCAUCAUCUUCACCACCUUCUGGGGGUUUAUCGGCAUCGCCGCCCCAUGGUUCGUCCCCAAAGGCCCCAACCGAGGGGUCAUCAUAACGAUGCUGGUGACCACCGCCGUCUGCUGCUAUCUCUUCUGGCUGGUGACGAUCUUAUCGCAGAUCAAUCCAUUGUUUGGGCCUCAGCUGAAGAAUGACACCAUCUGGUACAUAAGAUUUGUGUGGGAGUAAACGUUGGAUAUUCACUUAGUGAUGGUGUUCCCGGGGUCGGUAGAACGCGUUGUCCUUCCCUUCCUCCUCAGAUACAAUUCUACAGACUCCCAAAAUGGCGGAUCGGUCCCCAGCAGAAGCCAAACUCCUCGCCAUCUUUAUGUCACCAUCUGAUCUAUCCGCCUCGUGUGCCGUGUAAAAUGUACUUCAUACACCUGAAUAUCCUGUACAGGUUGGGAUCGGUUGUCAUCGGUUUCAUUUUUUGUCUGCCAUUCGGAAAGGUCUUCCCGGUGCAGCCAUAAAAUCCGGUUCAUAACAUUCCAAUUCCAGGAAAUCUUCGAUCCUUGUCCUAGAACACGUCAUAAUCUACAGAACUCUCUGCAUUGCUCACAGCUGCCAAUCGGUGUGAACCCGGGGGGGUUAGAAGAUCUCCACCAAUUCUGUACUGCUGACCCACCAUGAGGGAAUACACAGGAUUAUCAUUACACAAGAGGACGAGGCGCCUACAUUUACAGGUCAAAGGUCACAGCCUUGUUCCCCUUCUCUGAACUCCGACCCGGGUGUAUUCCUCAUCACAGAGUGAAGGAAAAUCCCCUCUGUGUCCCACCAGACAGCGCUGAAACACCACCCCCUCUGCUCAGACAGCGCUGAAACACCACCCCCUCCGCUCAGACAGCGCUGAAACACCACCCCCUCCGCUCAGACAGCGCUGAAACACCGCCCCCUCCGCUCAGACAGCGCUGAAACACCACCCCCUCCGCUCAGACAGCGCUGAAACACCACCCCCUCCGCUCAGACAGCGCUGAAACACCACCCCCUCCGCUCAGACAGCGCUGAAACACCACCCCCUCUGCUCAGACAGCGCUGAAACACCCCUUCGCAUCCACCCAGACAGCGCUGAAACACCCCUUCGCAUCCACCCAGACAGCGCUGAAACACCCCUUCGCAUCCACCCAGAUAGCGCUGAAACACCCCUCCGCAUCCACCCAGACAGUGCUGAAACACCCCUCCGCAUCCACCCAGACAGCGCUGAAACACCCCUCCGCAUCCAGCCAGACAGCGCUGAAACACCCUCUUUGCGUCCACCGAGACAGCGCUGAAACACCCCUCCGCAUCUACCCAGACAGCGCUGAAACACCCCUCCGCAUCAACCAAGACAGCGCUGAAACACCCCUCCGCAUCUACCCAGACAGCGCUGAAACCCUGCCCCCUCCAUGUCCGCCCAGACAACUCUAAAAACCUCUUCCGUGUCCACCCAGACAGCGCUGAAACCCCGUCUCCCCCACCCAGGCAGCAGUAAAACCCCACCCCCUCUGCAUCCACCCAGACAGCGCUGAAACACCCCUCCGCAUUUACCUAGACAGCCCUGAAACCCCGCCCCCUCCAUAUCUGCCCAGACAGCGCUAAAAACCUUCUGUGUCCACCCAGACAGUGCUGAAACCCCGUCUCCCCCACCCAGGCAGCAGUAAAAACCCCACCCCCUCCCUCCUCAUCCACCCAGACAGCGCUGAAACACCCCUCCGCAUCCACCCAGACAGCAGUAAAAACCCCACCCCCUCCACGUCUGUCCAGACAGCAGUGAAAACCCUCCUAUACGUCCACCCAGACAGCACUGGAAAUCCUCUUCGCACACAUCGACGGCAGUAAAAAAAA
Messenger RNA from Rana temporaria (common frog), 1971 nucleotides. RefSeq names its product V-type proton ATPase subunit e 2. Gene Ontology annotation, biological process: proton transmembrane transport. The coding region runs from base 94 to 339 and encodes 81 amino acids. The transcript has 4 exons. Lineage: Eukaryota; Metazoa; Chordata; Amphibia; Anura; Ranidae. Gene Ontology annotation, molecular function: proton-transporting ATPase activity, rotational mechanism. Gene Ontology annotation, cellular component: proton-transporting V-type ATPase, V0 domain. The record is from RefSeq and is a predicted model, not a curated record.